CAGCGCCGACGGCGCCGACGGCGCCGCGCUCGACCAUGUCGGAGCCUGGCGCCCCCGCGGCCGGCGACAAAACGCCCCGGCUCCAGGACCGCGUCCUGGGUGGGAUGCGCUGGGGCCGCCUCCAGGAGCCGCUGGGCUUCGUCAAGGUGCUGCAGUGGGUUUUCGCCAUCUUCGCCUUCGGGGCCUGCGGCUCCUUCAGCGGCGAGACCGGGGCCACGGUCAAAUGCGACGGUGAAACCAAAGAGAUGAGUGCCAUUUCGGUGCAGUUCGGGUACCCUUUCAGGUUGUACCAGGUGGCCUUCGAGAUGCCCGACUGCAAGAGCCCCCCCGAGAACCAGAGCCUGCACCUCGUCGGGGACUUCUCGGCGCCCGCCGAGUUUUUCGUGACCCUGGGGGUCUUCUCCUUCCUCUACGCCAUGGCGGCUCUGGUGCUCUACCUGCGCUUUCAUUCCCUCUACGGCGAGAACAAGAAGCUGCCCUGCGUGGAUUUCUGCGUGACCGUCUCCUUCGCCUUCUUCUGGCUGGUGGCGGCGGCGGCGUGGGGCAAGGGGCUCAGCGACGUGAAGGGCGCCACGCGGCCCUCCAGCCUCAUCGCCGCCAUGAGCGUGUGCCAGGGCCACGAAGCGGUGUGCAACGCGGGGGCCACGCCGGCCAUGGGGCUGGCCAACAUCUCCGUGCUCUUCGGCUUCAUCAAUUUUAUCCUGUGGGCCGGGAACUGCUGGUUCGUGUUCAAGGAGACGGCGUGGCACGCGCCGGCCGCCCCCCGCGACAGCGCCGCCGAGCAGGGCGCCAUCGACAAGCAGUAGCCGCCCGCGCGCCCGCCCGGCGGCCCCCGCGCGCCGCCCCGGCCCGGCGCUCGCCAACCGGAACCGUUUCGGACUGCCCCCCACCUACCUGCCCCCAAACCAGCGCCGGCGCCGCCGGGCUCCCCCGCUGCCCCCUCCCCCCUUCCUCCGGGGCGGCGCAUUUGGGGGGGUGGGUUGGGGGUAUGGCGGCUAUAGGGGAACGUACAGCCCCGGGCGCUGCCGCGUAGCGGGUGCGAACCGCUGCUGUCUGGCUCUAUAUAGGGCGUUACGUAUAACCCUGGGCGUCUGCUCCUCUAUAGGAGGCACCUAAAACUCCUGGGCGUCCAGCCCUGUAUAGGGGCCGUAUGUAACCCCCGGGUGACCAGCUCUGUAUGUAACACCUGAGGGCCAGCUCGUAUACGCAAGGGCGUAUAUAAUCCCUGCCGUCGGACUCUAUAGGGACAGACAUAACCCCUGGCUGCCCAGCCCUGUAUAGGGACAGAUAUAAGCCCUAAGUGCCCAGCUAUAUAUAGGGGAUAUAAAUAAGCCCUGGGUAUCCAGCACUGCAGAGGUGGCGCAUAUAUAUAUAUAUAUUUAUAAAUAUACGUAUAACUCCA
Rhea pennata is the source of this 1402-nucleotide messenger RNA. RefSeq names its product synaptophysin like 2 (gene SYPL2). The record is from RefSeq and is a predicted model, not a curated record. The coding region runs from base 36 to 806 and encodes 256 amino acids. NCBI's taxonomy places the organism in Eukaryota, Metazoa, Chordata, Aves, Rheiformes, Rheidae. The transcript is spliced from 6 exons. Gene Ontology annotation, cellular component: synaptic vesicle; synaptic vesicle membrane.